Messenger RNA from Vigna angularis (adzuki bean), 1051 nucleotides. RefSeq lists its product as uncharacterized. The transcript is spliced from 2 exons. The record is from RefSeq and is a predicted model, not a curated record. NCBI's taxonomy places the organism in Eukaryota, Viridiplantae, Streptophyta, Magnoliopsida, Fabales, Fabaceae.
CAUUUUCUUUCUUCCAUUCAUUGGUGUUGUACUAAUCAAUAAUUCGCUAUAAGAUAAGGUUGGAAAAUUUAUCAAGUUGCCAUAGGUUGUCAAAUCACGAAAGGUCAAUAAUCCUAGUUAAUUAUUGGAAGGAUGACACCAAGGAAUUCCUCCUAGUUUUGUAGUUUAUAGCUGAAGAUUUUGGUAAUAAAACUUCAAUCCUCCACCAUUCCUCAAUCAGGUUUGCUAAUCAUGAAGUUCCAUAAGGAGUACCUGGAUUUAAUUUUGGUCCCUUCAGGUUUGCUAAUCAUGUUUGCUUAUCACCUCUUCCUGCUUUACAAAUAUAUCAAUCAGCCUCACACCACAGUCAUGGGAUUUGAGAACAAUGACAAAAGAAUCUGGGUUGAAAGAAUUAUGCAGGCAAACAAAAGGGAUGUUAGCACGGCUCUGUCUGUAAUUCAAUCAAACACCACAGCUGCUACAUUCUUGGCCUCAGUCUCUUUGACUCUAAGUUCACUUAUUGGAGCUUGGAUUGGCAACACUUCCAACAUUUUCUUCCAGCGUCAAUUGAUCUAUGGUGACACUAGACCAACAACCAUUACUAUCAAGUACAUUUGCCUGCUAACAUGCUUCCUUCUAGCUUUCUCAUGAUUUGUUCAAUCAACAAGACAUUUUGUUCAUGCAAACUAUUUGAUAAGCACUCCAGAUAGUUUUGUCCCUGUGAGUAGUGUGGAAAUAGCUGUCAUAAGGGGAGGUGAUUUCUGGUCACUCGGUCUUCGAGCGCUCUAUUUUGCUCUUGAUUUGCUACUUUGGUUCUUUGGACCAAUACCUAUGUUUAUUUCCUCACUGGCCAUGGUGCUUGUCCUCAAUUAUCUUGACUCUAAUGCAAGGCCAUUGCACCCUAAUGUGUCUCAGGGAACCCAGAUUCAGAUGCCAAAGAGGGGCUUUAACUUGUGAAGGACUACCCCUAUGCUUUCAACCAAUGACACAUAAAUUCAAUGAGAUGUAUCAAAUCAAUUUAAUCAAACUGCAAAAUCUUUUUAUACAAUUUUUCUGCCAAAAGAAAAAUCUA